UUUCCUCUUUGAUGCUGCAUUCGCUUAUCGCUCAAAGGAUCGUCGUGGCAAGUCAUGUGAAAAGGACAACAGCGGCGACAACAACGCUCGCUCUCAGCGUUGCGAUGGCUUCUGCUUCUUUUGCGACGAGCACCCAAUUCAAGCGAAGUCCAAAAUGGAUCUCAAAGACCAGGAGGGCGAGAAGCCAAAGAUAGAUUCAUCUGUCAGACCACCACCGGGGGGCGUCGUCGUAUCCCGCACGUCGGGGGAACCAGCCUUGGGUGGUUGCGCUCACAUUAAUUGACACAUUGAAACAAACAUCCCUGCCUGUCUCACUUUCACGACGAGAAUGUUUUGGGAAUGCGGGAGGGGGGCCUCGGUACAAAAAACAAAUGCCGCAUACGCACGCUGAAGGCUCCGUCGCACCAUGACCUUCUGGCCAAGGUUCUCUGAACAUUUCAAUCGUUCUAUUUUUCAGCGUUCUCCAACGCGGAUGACACAUCUGGCGUGUGAUUCACGUGUGUCUAACGCACGAGAAGCGAAAAUAAGAUACCCCUAAAAAGCAUUAGCGUGCGCUAACGUGUCACUGGCGCGCGACGAGCGAUUUGAGCGAUCUCUAUUAGACCCGUAGAUCACGUUCUCUUGCUGGGACCAAUUAGAGCUUAACCGCAGCUAGUGCCCACUUAACUCACCAUAAUAGCCCGAACUAGUUCUUGCACGGGUGUGUGCAUGCGUGUGUAUGGCGAGAGAUCGCUCGUGGGCGACCGCGUCGCUCUCCACCACAGCUUUGUUAUGGCCCCGUUCUGGUCGAGGUUCUCUGAACAUUUCAAUCGUUCUAUUUUGCAGCGUUCUCAAAUGCGGAUGACACGUUUGGCGUGUGAUUAACGUGUGUCUAGCGCACGGGAAGCGUGUAACAGGGACCAAAGAAGACACCCCUAAAAAGCAUUAGCGUGUGCUAACGUGUCACUGGCGCGCGACGAGCGAUUUGUCGACGCUAGACGAGCGUGUCGAGCGUGUGACUAAACGGGCGAAUAACGACGGGAUAGCGUUUUGCUGGCGUGCCAUUUUUUUUACAGCGGAACGGGAACGAAAACGUUGGAAAUUUCGUAGUCACUUCAGUUGUUCUCGUGCGUUUGAACGGUCAGCAUCAUGCCGGUGGGGUGCGGACGUCAGCAACUAGCGCUGCAAAUAAGAAAGUAAAGCCUCUUUCACUAGCAAUGUCUUUGGAGGAAAAACAAAACCAGGAGGAAGAGCACGUCCGAGAAGUAACGCACCGUGUGACAGACCCUAAACACCACGAAAACCCCAGUGACGACGGCCCGACGCUAACAAACGAUGAGUAACAACCAAGUAACGCUCGAGUAACGACUGACUAACGAUAGCCAAACGCGUGCAACGCUCGACGAACGUUAGUAAAACGUUCCGCGAACGUUCUGGAAUGUUCUGCAGCGUUUAAAAUGAAACGUUGAUGAUCGCUUGUCUCGGUGAGAACUUUUGUGCAUGUUCCAAACUUUUUUUUCCGGACCCGAUUCCCAGCGAUCAUUGACGUUCGCUAGCGUUCAAACAAGGCUCUUCCGGCGCUAUCCCGGCGACCGUGGGCGACUGCCAACGUUUCCUCAAACGCUUUAGAACGCUGACCGCAACGUCAUGGUGUGACGGGGCCUUCAAGCGCCAGUUUGGACUAUUUUACCGGACAAAAUAACAAAAAAGUUUUUUGCGAGGGCCGCAAAACGUGCUUUUCAGUUCAUAAAUGUCAUUUCCUGGCUACUGUUUUUGAAUGUUUCACCUCAUUUUUCAGUCUUCCCGUCAAAUGUAGUUGAGGGAUGACAAAGUUAUCUUUUAGGUGCAGGAGUGUGUGUGAGGCCAUUUGAGUCGUGUGUCUAUGCGAGUGAGUAAUCCUGAAUUAUGCCGCUAACCGCCUCGCUCGCUAAAUUAUUACCAUCUGAAGUACUAAUAUUUUGGGCUUCUCAUGCCGAGGAUAAGGAUUUUGUUUGAUUUUUUUUUUUUUUUACAUUUGCGUGUGCGUUGGAGACAACAGCGCAGAGAUUAGCUUUGGCCGUAGCCGCGGUCGGCCCGUUGGCCGGCAGCUGCGCUAAACCUCUUACGCGCCCAGCGUCGUAACGCACACGCAAACAAACGCGCACACCGAUUGCGUGAAGCCACAUCUGCUCACGCUUGCAUCUGGACCGGCUCAGGUCCUGCAGAAUGACUCAAUGGGAGAGUCUUGCUGUCAUCGUUCGUCGCCCGUUCCCGUCAUCAUGUCUACACGAAGUUGCGCUGCGUAUAAGCGGGCGCGUGCGUGAUCUCACGUGGCAGCGUCUUCAUUUUCCUCCCAUCAGUGUCGAGAUGAAGGUCCAAUUUGGAUUCAUUUACGUCAGAAAACUUUUCGUCCUUUCGAAUGAGCUUCAAUGUUAGCGUACUCGUGCAAAGCGGCUCUCGUUGGAACCGAGUGGCGUUGAGAGACCGCGCGUCGAUCGAUUUAGCCGAGAGGGUCCGAGUUCGGAGGUUGAGGGCAUGGCGCACGCUGCGGCCCACCUGAAGAAGGCCCGCGAGAUCGAGCUUCAUCCCGAGUACAAAGCGCUGCAAAAGGCUCGCGAGAGGCGGCGGCGCCAGCGGGAGAGAGCAGAGAGAAAGCGACAGUCGGACAGCAGCACCAGUUUCCUGCGCGCCGCCAGAGCCGGAAACAUCGAUAAAGUCCUCGAGUUCCUGAAAAAUGGAGUCGACAUUAGCACCUGCAACCAGAACGGUUUGAACGCCUUGCAUUUGGCGGCCAAAGAGGGACACCAGGAUCUGGUGGACGAACUGCUGGAGAGAGGAGCGCCGGUCGACUCAUCCACCAAGAAAGGAAACACCGCCCUGCACAUCGCGUCGCUGGCCGGGCAAAGAGAGGUGGUCCGACUCCUGGUGAAGAGAGGCGCCGACGUCAACUCGCAGUCUCAGAACGGCUUCACUCCGCUCUACAUGGCCGCGCAGGAGAACCACCUGGAGGUCGUGAGAUACUUGUUGGAAAACGACGGGAACCAGAGCAUCGCGACCGAGGACGGCUUCACCCCGCUGGCCAUCGCACUCCAGCAGGGUCACGACGCGGUGGUCUCCCUGCUGCUGGAGCACGACACCAAAGGCAAAGUCCGCCUGCCCGCCUUGCACAUCGCCGCCCGCAAGGACGACACCAAGUCGGCCGCGCUGCUGCUCCAGAACGACCACAACGCCGACGUCCAGUCCAAGAACGGAAUAACGCCUCUGCACGUGGCCUCGAAGCGAGGUAACACCAACAUGGUGGUCCUGCUGUUGGACCGAGGGGCUCAGAUCGACGCUAAAACAAGAGACGGGCUCACUCCUCUGCACUGCGCGGCCAGGAGUGGACACGACGCCGCAGUGGAGCUGCUGCUGGAGAAAGGAGCACCGAUUCUGGCCCGGACGAAGAACGGACUGUCGCCGCUGCACAUGUCGGCCCAGGGCGACCACGUGGAGUGCGUCAAGCUGCUGCUGCAGGACAAGGCCCCCGUCGACGACGUCACGCUGGACUACCUGACGGCGCUGCACGUGGCGGCUCACUGCGGCCACUACCGGGUCACCAAGCUGCUGCUGGACAAGAAGGCCAAUCCCAAUGCCAGAGCGCUCAACGGUUUCACGCCCCUCCACAUCGCUUGCAAAAAGAACCGAGUGAAGGUGAUGGAAUUGCUGGUGAAAUACGGGGCGUCCAUUCAGGCCAUCACCGAGUCUGGCUUGACUCCCAUCCACGUGGCCGCCUUCAUGGGCCACCUCAACAUCGUUCUACUCCUGCUGCAGAACGGAGCCUCGCCCGAUGUCCGCAACAUUCGCGGCGAGACAGCUCUUCACAUGGCGGCCCGAGCGGGCCAGAUGGAGGUGGUGCGCUGUCUGCUGCGGAACGGAGCCCUGGUGGACGCCACGGCCAGGGAGGACCAGACCCCCCUCCACAUCGCGUCCCGUUUAGGGAAAACCGACAUCGUCCAGCUGCUCCUCCAGCACAUGGCCCACCCGGAUGCCGCCACCAUCAACGGUUACACCCCCCUCCACAUCUCAGCCCGGGAGGGCCAAGUGGAGACGGCCGCCGUGCUCCUGGAGGCCGGAGCGUCGCACUCCAUGGCCACCAAGAAAGGAUUUACUCCAUUACAUGUAGCUGCUAAGUACGGAAGCCUUGAUGUAGCAAAACUACUACUUCAACGCAAAGCUCUCCCUGAUGAUGCAGGCAAGAAUGGACUAACGCCGCUCCAUGUGGCAGCUCAUUAUGACAACCAGGAGGUGGCCCUCCUGCUGCUGGACAAGGAGGCCUCCCCCCACGCCACCGCGAAGAACGGCUACACGCCGCUUCACAUCGCGGCCAAAAAGAACCAGACGAGCAUCGCGCGAGCGCUGCUGGAGUACGGCGCGGAGACCAACGUUCUGACCAAGCAGGGCGUCAGUCCUCUUCACCUGGCCGCUCAGGAGGGACACGGCGAGAUGGUCGGCUUGCUGCUGGCCAAGGGCGCUCACGUCAACGCCGCUACCAAGAAUGGCUUGACUCCUCUGCAUCUCACAGCACAAGAGGACAGGGUCAGUGCUGCGGAGGUACUGGCCAAACGUGAUGCCAACCUGGACCAGCAAACAAAGCUCGGCUAUACACCUCUGAUCGUAGCCUGUCACUAUGGAAACGCCAAGAUGGUCAACUUCCUGCUACAGCAAGGCGCCGGCGUCAACGGCAAAACCAAGAACGGCUACACGGCCCUCCACCAGGCGGCGCAGCAAGGCAACACGCACGUCAUCAAUAUUUUGCUGCAGCACGGCGCCAAAGCGAGCGCGACUACAGUGAACGGAAACACUGCUCUGUCCAUCGCCCGGCGUCUGGGUUACAUCUCAGUGGUGGACACGCUCAAAGCGGUCACCGAGGAAGUCAUCACGACCGCGACGACCAUCACAGAGAAACACAAACUCAACGUCCCGGAGACCAUGACGGAAAUCCUCGACGUGUCUGAUGAAGAAGGUGAGGACACAAUGACGGGCGACGGAGGCGAGUACCUGAGAGCCGAGGACCUCCGAGAGCUCGGCGACGACUCCCUCCCGGGACGCUACUUGGACAGCUUCAGCUACAUGAGCCACAACCUGGACAGGCCUCAGCCCCAAAGCUUCCAUCAGAGGGACGGAAUUCUCAUCGAGGACAUGAUUAGCAGCCAUCAAGUUUCGGCACUGUCCAGGGAGCAAGACAAGGACUCGUUCCGCUUGAGCUGGGGGGCCGAGCACCUGGAUAAUGUGGUGCUGUCCACCAGUCUGCUGCAUUCCGGCUUUCUGGUCAGUUUCAUGGUGGACGCGAGGGGCGGGGCCAUGCGCGGCUGCCGUCACAACGGCCUAAGGAUCAUCGUGCCGCCGAGGAAGUGUUCUGCGCCUACGAGGGUGACGUGCAGGCUGGUGAAGAGGCACCGUCUGGCCUCCAUGCCCCCUAUGGUGGAAGGGGAGGGGCUUGCCGGUCGCAUCAUCGAAGUGGGACCCACCGGAGCCCAGUUCCUGGGUCCCGUAAUUGUGGAGAUCCCACAUUUUGCUGCCCUGCGAGGCACCGAGAGGGAAUUGGUCAUCCUGAGGAGUGAAACGGGAGAAAACUGGAGGGAGCACCACUGUGACUUCACCGAAGAGGAGCUCAACCAGAUACUCAACGGAAUGGAUGAAAAACUGGAUUCCCCGGAGGAGCUCGAGAAGAAAAGAAUCUGCCGCAUCAUCACGCGAGACUUCCCACAGUAUUUUGCCGUGGUGUCGAGGAUAAAGCAGGACAGCCAUCUGAUCGGCCCGGAGGGCGGCGUCCUCAGUAGCACUCUCGUUCCUCAGGUCCAGGCGGUCUUCCCUGAAGGAGCCCUCACUAAGAAGAUCCGAGUUGGGCUGCAGGCGCAACCCAUUGAAGUUGAUCUAGUGAGAAAGGUCCUUGGCAACAAGGCGACAUUCAGUCCAAUUGUUACACUGGAACCAAGAAGAAGGAAGUUCCACAAACCAAUCACCAUGACAAUCCCUAUCCCCAAGACCUCAAACAAUGAAGGGGUCGCAUCUGUGUACAGCGGGGAGACGCCCACCUUACGCUUGCUUUGCAGUAUAACGGGCGGGACAACGCCGGCUCAGUGGGAGGACAUCACUGGCUCUACACCGCUCACCUUCGUCAAUCAGUGCGUUUCCUUCACGACCAACGUGUCGGCAAGAUUCUGGCUGAUAGACUGCCGACAAGUGCAGGAUUCAGUUAGUUUUGGCUCUCAGUUGUACAGGGAGAUCAUUUGUGUCCCAUAUAUGGCCAAAUUUGUCAUCUUUGCCAAGACCUUGGACCCCAUCGAGGCACGACUUCGCUGUUUCUGCAUGACCGAUGACAAAAUGGACAAAACGCUGGAGCAGCAAGAGAACUUCACCGAAGUCGCGCGAAGCCGAGAUGUUGAGGUCCUGGAAGGAAAACCAAUAUUCGCUGACUGUUUUGGAAACUUGGUCCCUCUGACCAAGAGCGGGCAGCAUCACGUCUUCAGCUUCUUUGCCUUCAAAGAGAACCGACUCGCCCUCUUUAUUAAAAUUCGAGACACAGCACAGGAGCCGUGCGGUCGGCUUUCUUUCACCAAAGAGCCGCGCACCUACCGCAGUUUGAACCACAACGCCAUCUGCAACCUCAACAUAACCCUCCCCAUAUAUUCCAAGGAGUCUGAUUCCGAGCAGGACAUGGACGACGAGAGUGACAAGAGUGACAAGAAAUUGGAUUGGCAGGACGAUGCUGACAGGAAAGAGGAAACGUUAGCUAUCAUUGCGGAUCUCCUCGGCUUCAGCUGGACUGAGCUGGCAAGGGAACUGGAAUUCAACGAGGAUGAUAUCCAGAUCGUUCGGUCACAGAAUCCCAAUUCACUUCAGGAGCAAAGUCAUGCCUUGCUUCAACGUUGGGUUGAACGUGAAGGCAAACAUGCCACAGAAGAUUGUUUGAUCAAGAGACUGACUAAGAUCAACCGGAUGGAUAUUGUCCAUCUAAUUGAGACCCAGAUGAACAAGUCCAUUCAAGAACAAACCUCCAGGACAUAUGCAGAGAUCGAGAAGACGUUGGACCAUAGUGAAGUUUCAAUGGCUCUGUCUUCAGUGCAAGAGGAUGUGGACAGCCCCAGGAUUAUGAGAAGGGUCGAAUCCGAUCGCAAACCUCCCCCAGCUGUUUCUGAAGAGGACCUCUCUGUAGCGUCUCUCCUGGAUAUUCCUUCAUGGGCAGAGCCGACUGGACACACCCACUCGGAGAGCAUUUGUGGUGACCUUUUGGAGGAGCUUGAGAUCUCACACGAACUCAACCCUUACCUGUGGACAUCAGAUGAUGUCAUUUCACACGAGCGUACGCGCAUUGUCAACUUAGACGGGCAAGAGAUCAUCGCAGAGAUUGGCUCAAUGUCUGAAAGUUCCGAUGAUGAAUUUUUGAGUACCAGAAUUGUGCGAAGGAGAGUUGUCAUUCAGGCUGAUGAAAUGCCCGACCUUCCGACUGAGACUGUGACAGAAGAAAAGUACCGAGAUGAAAACGGGCACAUUGUCGUCAAAAAGGUUACCCGAAAGAUUAUUCGCAAAUGUGUUUCGUCCGACGGCGUGGAACGGGAGGAGGUCUCCGUCCGUGGAUCCCCACAGAGAUCCAUCAGUGUCGCAGAGGGCGACGGAUACUCCAAAGUGGUGAAGCGAACCGUUGUGAAGAGCGAAGGGGACCAUACGGAGGUUACCUUCGCUGAAAGCGAGGGUUUGUCCGCAUCGGGAGAGGCCGCUGAGAUCCGUCAAGUCAGCCUGGCGGAAAGGACGACUGUGGUAGAAGGUAAAAGAACUGUCGCACACAAAGGGGACUCGUCUUUGGACUCCGACCUCCCCUCAGCCGAAGAGGACUUCCAACAGGCACUCGGUUAUAUCGGUGGUUUCACCGGAGCAGAGCUCCCCCAUGUGGUAGAAAGUGAGACGGUCAAAGAUGACGGGACUGUGGUCAGGAGGGCCCACAUGCGUAAAGGUCAGACCGUCAGACGGACGGUUGUGCGAGGAGCCGGGCAGCGCAAACGGGUCUUUCUCGAGCAAGUGGACGGCCCCGCCAAAGGUUCCAAACCACACGAACUCCAGCAGCAUCUGCACCAGCUGUUUCACCACUACUACGAAGAACACCGGGAGGACCGCGACGGAGACCAGGACGAGAAAGAGUCGAAGAACGUGGAACGCGCUCCCUCGCUACACUAACUAUCCUAUGCAUUUGCCACAUGCAAUCCCAGCAUGCACCUCAAAGCUACCACAGUCUUCCCAUUUAAGUCUGGAAAGAUUAUUAAAAAAAAAAAAAUAAUAUUAAUAAUAAUAAUCACUUUCUUUGUUUUGCUGGUGUUACAUAUUCAGUCAUUUCUUUGUUCUAAGAUUGAUUUUUUUUGGGGGUGGGUGGGGGCUUUUUUGGCGACCAAAGAAUAUCUUUCCUGAUCAAUUUUCAGUUUUGCGUCAACAUCGUCUACGUUUGUUUUUGUCUUUAUUAUGUGGUAAAGAAACAAAAAUAUCAGGAAAAUAAAAGUUAUAGUCCACACACACACACAUAAAAAAAAUACUCUCCUGUGAAUGGAUGGUUGAAGUUUAAAAAAAAGAAAAAAAAAAAGAAAAAUGAUUCUCACCGCUGAGCUCAAGUGGGAUUCAACACAAGUAUAUAUUUAUUUCACGCCGAUCGCUGCUGCUGCUGCUGUUGUGUUUUUUGUGCGGGCUCUGUGUAACGCGUCUUUUGGGCAUUCGGAUCGUAUCUAACCUAAUCCCGAUACUCCUGCCAUCUGUAGCCUAGGAAUAAUUAAUCAAUCGUGUGAAGUAGAGCAGGCAUGACUAAUCAACGUGCGUCAUUAUGAUCCCCGGCUUUGUAGUUUUGCCGUUGCUCCUUUCCGACCAAUCCUUUGUUGUUCUGACUUUUGUUGGCGCCGUGUCCGAAAUUAUUGAUCACGGUUCUGAACGACGCGUGCGAGGAAACGUCCCUGUCGGUCCGUGCGUGAGCCCUUUCCUGUCUGAUUGAUUUCAGAUUCUUAGGAUUCUUAUUUUAGAGGGUUAUUUUGCGUGCGAGACAAGAAAUUCUCAGAAAAGGGGGAACGAAUGUGGUUGAAUUUUGGAGGUUUUUUUUUGUUUUUUUUUUUUGUUUGAACCUUCAGCGACUCCAUUGGAUUCCCACUGCACCCCAAACGUGUGACAGGAUUUUUUUGUUCAUUAGUGUUUUGUUUUUUAGGCCAGUGAAAAGCUAUUUAUUGGAAAAAUAUGGCAGAUUUUGCAAUUGCAAUCCAAUUGUAAAGUGAUGAUGGUUCCGAUGUAUGUAUGUAUUUAUUCAUUUCAUGUGAACAUGUCUGUUUGUGUUGAGUGUGUGCCUGUGAAGGAAUUUUAUUUUAUUUUUUCCGUCGGAGUGAUUAUAGAUUUCUUUUACACGAGCUGUAUUUGCACUCCUGAAUGUGAGGAAUUUUACGCCUCCAUGCUUUUUUGCGCACCCGCAGUCUCGCUUUUCGUCUCGGUAAUUCUUUGGCAGGGCAGACGGCGUUUUGAGAACCUCGAGAAAAGCUUUCUUACCUCUCACAGCAUCGCUGCGGUAUGGAAGGCAAAUGAAAUGUUUUGAUUUCACCAUCACGAUUUACUUCGGGGAGAAGAUGGGGACGGAGUAAAACAGAGAAAACAAACUUGUGGAAGUUCACUGUGACAGGCAUACUGUACUUCUUUUCAUUUGAAAGAUCAGCACCCCUUGUUUUUCCCGUGAGGCAGAUACUUAUAUACUCAUAUGAUGCAUAUGUAUAAACAUCUCCGUAUAAGGGCAUGUAUUGCUGUUCAAAUGUCAAAAAAAAAGAAUAAAAACAAAAUGGCUGCAGUGUGUU
Syngnathoides biaculeatus (alligator pipefish) is the source of this 9803-nucleotide messenger RNA. RefSeq names its product ankyrin-2-like. NCBI's taxonomy places the organism in Eukaryota, Metazoa, Chordata, Actinopteri, Syngnathiformes, Syngnathidae. The transcript is spliced from 46 exons. Gene Ontology annotation, biological process: signal transduction. Bases 2494 to 8169 code for a protein of 1891 amino acids. Gene Ontology annotation, molecular function: protein binding. The record is from RefSeq and is a predicted model, not a curated record.